Phyllotreta striolata is the source of this 2101-nucleotide messenger RNA. The record is from the annotation of a GenBank genome assembly. Lineage: Eukaryota; Metazoa; Arthropoda; Insecta; Coleoptera; Chrysomelidae.
CCUUAAUCUCUUAUUUACUCACAACGAAUUGAUUUGAUCUAAAUGGUAUAUAAACCCUUUUUCGCAACUCAAAAAUUAUUAGUACCUAGAUAUUGUGAAAUCUAUCAAUUCUGCAAUGAAAUCUUUAAAUUUAAUUUUGUUCGCUUUAUGCGGUUUUUUUGUAAGCAUUGAAUGCACUAAAGACGUAAAGUGCCCGAAAAAGAUUAAUAAAGAUGAUAUAGUUUUGCUACCAAGUAAUAAAAAUUGUUCAAGCUUCAUCCAAUGCCUACCAGACGGCUCCCAAGUUACAUUUUUAUGUCCAAGCGGUCUACAUUUUAAUCCCAAAAAUAAAGUAUGCGAUUGGCCUGCAAACGCAAAAUGCCAUGAUGAAAUCAAAUGCCCAUCAGAAGGAGCGCUCUUGCCAAAUCCAGGCGAUUGUACCACAUAUAUCGAAUGUUCUAAUGAUAUGCCUAUAAUAAUGCCUUGCCCCCCUGGUCUUUAUUUCAACAAGGAUACAAAACAAUGCGAUUAUCCGGAAUCAGCGAAUUGCACUUCUGAAAGUAUAGAUUAUGAAGUUGCUAAAAACCAGGAAAAUUUCAAUGAUGAUAUAAUUUCUAAAGGAAUUAGUCAUGAUAUAAACGCAAAAUGUCCAAAAAACAUUGAUCAAAAUGAAAUAAUUCUGUUGCCAAGUAGUAACAAAAAUUGUUCAAGCUUCAUCCAAUGCCUACCAGACGGCUCUGAAUCUACAUUUUUAUGUCCCAGCGGUCUUCAUUUUAAUUCCGAAACUAAACAAUGCGAUUGUCCCACAAACGCAAAAUGCGAUGAUGUAAUAAAAUACCCCUCAGAAGACACACUCCUACCAAAUACUGCCGAUUGUACCACGUAUAUCCAAUGUUCUAAGGGCCCACCUUUAAUAAUGCCUUGCCCCACCGGUCUUUAUUUCAACAAAUACACAAAACAAUGUGAUUAUCCGGAAUCAGCGAAUUGUAAUCCUGAAAGUAGAAUUUAUGAAGACGAUGAAGAGGAAUAUUACAAUGAAGAAACAGUUUCUGGCAGCAUUAGUAAUGAUAUAACUUUAGUUCAAGUUUCUUUAGCAGAAAUUUUCGAUUUUACCGAUAUUGAUGAUCCCCUGAACGCCGUAUUUCCUCAAAGUCAAAAAAUUCAGUUGAAAGUUACAGAAUGUAAAGUCAACACGAAAAGCGGCCUGAAGUACGGAUCUUGUGUCCCUUACGGUACUUGCUUGUUGUCGAGAGGAGCGCCUAAUGGAUUCUGCGGUUUGCUGCAGACUUGCUGCAUCUAUGAAAAUACUUGCGGCAAAAGCAGCAAUGCCAAAGUAAGUUACUUCGAAGAAACCGAAAUAUCUCCUGGUACCACUAAUUGCGACUAUAUUAUUGAAUUAAGAAACAAGAAUAUUUGUCAAGUAAGAUUGGACUUUAUUAAAUUCAAUUUAGCUCCUGCAGUACUUGCUCAGCCUCAAAAUUUAGGAAACAAAAUUUACAAAUGCAUUGACGACAUAUUGAGAAUAUCGCCUAACCAUUUCAAUAUACCCGAUUUAUGUGGAAACAACGACAAACAACACGUUUACGUGCACGUUAACCAAACGGACGGUGUAACAAAAGGAGUUCAAUUACAUAUGAUGCUGGCUAAUAGAAAUUACAACACUCAACUUUUCUCUCCAUCAUGGCGCAUAAAAAUUACCCAAUUAGAAUGUCCAGGUACAAGAGGAGGAAUCAAUUUCGGCGAUAACAAAGAUGUGAUCGAAGAUUUUCCUUUAUUAGCACCUUUGGGAGCUUUGCAGUAUUUUACGGAACCUACGGGCUACAUAAAAUCCUUCGGGUUCGACGGCUCAGUAGCUAAUCAAUUAAGCUACACCUACGGUCAAGAAUACGCUAUUGCAAUUAAGAAAGACAUCGGUGUAUGCGGUAUAAGAUUCGUUCCCGAUUACAUGUAUCUACCGCUAGAUAAUCCAACAGGAAUGAUUUAUAAGGAUUCCGAUUGCCAUCACUACUUGUACGUUCCAGAGCUGUACAUUGAAGAUAGUGCAUCAUAUGCUAAUACUUUGGUUUCAAAGUUAUGUCUGAAAAAUGCAGAAAAUUUUAGAUGUAAGAAAAAUUUCCUUUAG